GAGCGGAGCAAGCAGCAGAGGUCACUUUGUGUGGCUGGAACCCCCCCGUUCAGCUGCAUCAUGGCAACGGUGGUCACUGAAAGGCUGAGCCGGCUCUUCAUUAACGUGCAGCAGAUCCCUCAGCUGCUGGCUCCCCUCUCUCCCUCCACCGUCAGCAGUUCCGAGGUGCCAAAGGUCUUCUGGAAGCCCUACAUCCACACCGGCUACCGGCCCGUGCAGCAGACCUGGCGCUAUUACUUCUCAACGCUCUUCCAGCAGCACAAUGAGGCCAUCAAUGUCUGGACGCAUCUGGUGGCAGCGCUGAUCCUGCUGCUGCGGUUCCAGCAGCUCUCUCAGCGAGUGGAUUUUGGGCAGGACCUGCAUGCCCAGCCCCUCUUCAUCAUCAUCGUGGCAUCCAUCACCUACCUGAUGUUCAGCAGCCUCGCUCACCUUCUGCAGGCCAAAUCUGAGUUCUGGCACUACAGCUUCUUCUUCAUGGACUAUGUGGGGGUUGCCAUCUACCAGUACGGCAGCGCUCUGGUGCACUACUACUAUGCAAUUGAGCCGAGCUGGCACGAGAAGAUCAAGGGGUUCUACAUGCCAGCAGCAGCCCUGUUAGCGUGGCUGUCCUGCGCCGGCUCCUGCUACGCUAAGUACCGGUACCACCAGUCCACUCGCCUCCUGAGCCGGCUCUGCCAGGAGCUGCCCUCUGGCCUGGCCUACAUGCUGGACAUCAGCCCCGUGGCUCACCGCAUCUGCGCCGCGCCACGCUCCGAGCGCGAUGACCCGGCCCUGCUCUACCACAAGUGCCAAGUGCUCUUCUUCCUGAUCGGAGCCUUCUUCUUCUCGCACCCUUACCCCGAGAAGUGGCUCCCUGGGAAAUGCCACUUCUUCGGGCAGAGCCAUCAGAUCUUCCACGUGUUCCUGGUGCUCUGCACGCUGGCACAGAUCGAGGCGGUGGUGCUGGACUACGAGUCCAGGCGCCAGAUCUAUUCCACUCUUCAAGGCAAUUUGGCACAUAAUUUCUCUGCCCUGUGCCUCUUCACUGUGACCUGCUCUGUCCUCACGGCUGCUUACAUGGCCCGGAAGGUGAAGAACAAGCUGAGCUUCAAAGAAGAGUAAGAGCUCUGAAGGAGAAGCGGGUGAGCUCACCUGACUGGUUGCUCUGGAGCCAGAUGAUGCUGGCACGAAUUCGGGUGCAGGCUUAGAGAAGAGGAAUGAAGCGCUUUGUGAGCUGUUACUCAGCAGUGCUCUCUGUAGGGAAGGAAAGAGCAAAGUAAGAGCUGCUUUUAAUGUUGUAAUUCAGAAUUAACUCCAGCUUGCACUUACAAUGGUCCCUGCUUUAAUUCACGUCUGAAUAAACAGCUGGAAUCAUAGAA
Messenger RNA from Pezoporus occidentalis (night parrot), 1358 nucleotides. It is a transcript of the gene PAQR7, whose product is annotated as progestin and adipoQ receptor family member 7. Gene Ontology annotation, molecular function: steroid binding; nuclear steroid receptor activity. Gene Ontology annotation, biological process: response to steroid hormone. NCBI's taxonomy places the organism in Eukaryota, Metazoa, Chordata, Aves, Psittaciformes, Psittacidae. The transcript is spliced from 2 exons. The record is from RefSeq and is a predicted model, not a curated record. The coding region runs from base 61 to 1101 and encodes 346 amino acids. Gene Ontology annotation, cellular component: plasma membrane.